GUCCGCGGGGAGGGCCCGCCGGUCCCUGAAGGUGGAGACUCGUCCUGGGCCGGCGGCGGCCGGGCGCAGGUGGGCAGGCCGGGCUGGCCCGGGCUCCGGUCUCGGGCGUCGGGAGAUGGCAGCGGGGGCCCGGACGGAGGACGGUUCCUUGGAAAUCAUGCAGAGUGUUGACGACGACCCACUUCUGGACGCCCAGCUCCUGCCGCACCACUCACUGCAAGCCCAUUUUAGACCCAGGUUCCAUCCUCUCCCUACAGUCAUCAUAGCGCAUCUUCUCUUGUUCAUCCACGUGGUGUUUGUUGUUUUAGCCUUUUUAACAGGUGUGCUUUGCUCCUACCCUAAUCCAAAUGAGGACAAGUGCCCAGGAAACUACACCAACCCGCUGAAAGUGCAGACAGUCAUCAUCCUGGGGAAAGUCAUCCUGUGGAUUCUGCAUCUCCUUCUCGAACGGUACAUCCAGUACCACCACCGGAAAGUGAGAAGCCGGGGUUACAGCCUGAUCUACCGCUCCACCAGGCGUCUGAAAAGCCUCGCGCUCAUGAUACACUCGACUGGCAGCACGGUCCUCCUCCUCAUACUGUGCCUGCAGCACUCCUUCCCCGAGCCCAGCAGGUUGUAUCUCGACCUCAUCCUGGCUGUGCUGGCCCUGGAACUCAUCAGCUCCAUGAUGUGUCUGCUCCUUUACGCAGAGAAAAUUAGAAAAUUUAAUAGAGCCAAACCACAGCCUGAUGUACUUGAAGAAGAAAAAAUCUGUGCUUACCCCGGCAACAUUACCUCAGAGACGGGAUUCAGGACCAUUUCAAGCCUAGAAGAAGUCGUGGAAAAGCAAGGAGACCUAAUAGUAUACCUGAAACGACACAACGCACUGUUAAGUAAGCGACUGUUGGCUCUCACUUCCUUGGACCCAGGCUCUCAAUCAAGUAGAACGUGAGAAAGUCCCAGUCGGCACACAGAGGAAGCGGGGGUGAUUCGAGCUGGACCGCCUGCCCGACAGGCUGCCAUAGACAGCUGCUGCUUUUGCUGAACAAUGUUUUAUACUUUUCCUUGAAAACAUGAAUUUGAUUCUGGUCUGUGUCACUGUUCAACAUGCAGGGCUUCUGGAUCGUUUGAGACGUAUUUUGAAGAUGCCCUGAUAACCUGAAGAGAAUGCCUGUUGUGUACAUUUUGAAAUAAUGAACUGCUUGGUUUAUCCUAGGAUCAAAGGAGUAGUUUAAACAUCUCCAUGGUCAACAGUUUUUCUACCUGACAUAAGAACCCUGUCAUAGUUUGGCAGUUUAUAGAGGAAAACUGACAUGGCAAUCUAUUUUAAAAACAGGGGUUCAAUCAAAUAAGUUCUCUCUGUUGUUAAGUUGACGAGAGAAAUCAUCAUUCUUGUGGGGAACGCUGUUGUUUCGUGUAGAGCCUUAUCAGAUGUCUGAGCUGCCUGUGUGGUACUGGACGGGCACUUAGGACAGCGGAUUUAAUCAGGAAGCCCCAACUGUAGAGCCACUGUGUCCCUGCGUGCUUCACUAUGCAAACACCUAUCGUUUUCUCUUCAGAAAUAAAAUGACUGCUCAGACACAAACCAGGGCUGCCUUUGACAUUAGCAGGACCUCCCAUUGGCCUGGCUGAGUAAUUAGAAAAGAAUUUAGAACUUGCACUUUAUUUUUGCCCUUCUUCCAGAAGUUGCCUUGCAUUUCAGUAUUGAUUAUACCUUACUUGGACCAAUAAGUUCACAUAUAAGAGAGGAAUCUUCUCUGGUCAUAAAUCUAAAUAGGAAAAAAAAAAAAGACUUUUCUAAGUCUUAGAAUAGACUUAAAAACUGAUUGGGGCUAAAAUAUCCAAUCGAUUUAUAUAGAGAUAUUAAACAUAUCUAAUUCUUGAGAUAAAAUGAAGUAUUUUAUGAAUAAAUGGCAUUGUUUCUCUGUUUUCUCCCUUUAUGAAUUUGCUGUCUGCACCUUUACAUGAUACCUUCAAAGACCUUUGGUUGAAGGCUUAGCGAAGAAAAGCAAUAUCUGAUUAUGUAGGCUGUUCACCUUCUUUGGUCAUUAGCUGAAUACCCGGUAGUUUACUCUGAAAGCUGUACAUCACUGGGAAGGCAGAGGGCACAGCGGGCUGAGCCACCACUUGAGACGCCUGCAUCCCGUAUCAGAGUGCCCGACUGAGUCUUGGCUACUCCUGCUUCUGAUACAGCGUCCCACUAAUGUGUCUGGGCAGCAGCAGACGAUGGCCCUAUUAUGUGGGAGACCUCGAUGGAGUUUAUGCCUCCCGGCUUCAGCCAGGCCCAGCCCUGGCUGUGGCAGGCAUUUGGGGAGUUGAACCAGUGAAUGGAAGAUUUCGCCCUCCUUCUCUGUUGCUGUGAUUUUCAAAUAAAUCUAUGUUUUAAAUGUUAUACCUAA
This is a messenger RNA of Oryctolagus cuniculus (rabbit), 2378 nucleotides long. It is a transcript of the gene TMEM192, whose product is annotated as transmembrane protein 192. The record is from RefSeq and is a predicted model, not a curated record. NCBI's taxonomy places the organism in Eukaryota, Metazoa, Chordata, Mammalia, Lagomorpha, Leporidae. Gene Ontology annotation, cellular component: late endosome; lysosomal membrane.